This is a messenger RNA of Cinara cedri, 2678 nucleotides long. NCBI's taxonomy places the organism in Eukaryota, Metazoa, Arthropoda, Insecta, Hemiptera, Aphididae. The record is from the annotation of a GenBank genome assembly.
GGUAAUUUCUUAUUUUGUAUCAUCACAUAUUAGAUUAUUUUCAUAUAAUCUGAGGUAAUAUUAUUAAAGUAUCUAUAGUCUACACUCUUCAUAUUAUUAAAUUGUAAUACUCAAUUCAAUAGAAAUACUAUUGUAAUAUCUUAUAAUUUUAAACUGAUCUUUUUUAUCUUAUUGUACACUUUAAUAAGGUUGAAAUAUUUUUAAUUAGUAUAGUAUUUAGCCUAUACGUAUUAUUGUUAAAAAUAUUUGAUGUAGGUAGUAAAUAGUCUUCACAAUGGCAUCUGUUAAGGAAGUUUUCACAAGUAGUUUUCAACUUUUGGCUCAACAACCAGACAAUGGUAAGCAAAUAGGAUGUUUAAAUAAGGCAUUUGGCAAGACGUCCUAUUAAAGGAGAACACAACAAAAUAUCUGCCUUAUCUCUUUAAGUAUUUAUGUAUUCAACGUACAAUUGACCAAUUUGUAAUUUUGAUCCAGCAUCCGUCCUCGGUAGAUAAUGCUUGAUAUUCAUUAAUUUUUUUGGUUAGAAUAAUUAUUUGUUUAAUAUUUCUAUUUUUUGAUAUUAAUUAAAUCAUAUCAAAUUCACACAUCAUAAUUUAUAUUAAAUCGUUGUAAUUAUUAAUUCUUGCAAUUUCAAUUUCUUGAUUUAACAACAAAUUUAAUAGGUAGACAAUUUUAAUUUAUUUAAGUAAGCAUAUUAAGUUAAUUUGGUAAACAUAAUAGUCAAUUAGUAAGUGUUAAUUACAUAAUUCAAAUUGAAUAUCUAUUGAACUAAACAUAUUUAUACAUUUUCAGUUGUAAAGGAUUUUUUGAAGCUCACUAAACAUUUUAUGGACAAAGGUCCUGAUACAAAUCUUUAUAAUAAAGCUGCAGGUAUUAUUUUUGUUUAUUAAUAAUAUAGUUGUUUAAUUAAAUUUUAACAAAAAAAAAUAUAUUAAGUUAAAUUUUUAAAAUGUAUUUAUGUAAUCGCUUACACUUAGGUUCUUAGACUUGUUUUAAAAAUAAAAUAAAGUUACCAUAUCAUAACUUUAGGACUUAGGUUUAUUAAAACAAUUAGUAUUAAGAAAAUAAAUAAAAAAUAAAAUAAAUUUUAUUUAAGAAAAAUUGGAGAUUGACGAGGAAAAUAUUGCAUCAAUUGUAAAAAGCAUAUGUCUUAUGUGUGUACAAAGCUGUAAGCGUAAAGUAAGUUUUAUUUUUUUUUUUUUUAAUUUAACAUAUAUCUAGUUGUUAACAUCUAUUUUAUUUUAUGAUAUAGCUAACUGAUGUGGAAAUAAAAGAAUCACUAACAGAAUAUGGUUUCAAUGAAUUUAAAUUGGAAAUGAUAAUUUUAUUUUUUGAAAGUCAAAAAACAUAUGUACAAGAUAUUCUUUCAUCCAGUGCAUUUGUUUAUCCAUACUUCAAGGAACUGGAAUGGCGAUUUGAAACUGAUGUAAGUUGUAGAUUAGUCAUUUUAUACAAUUACUUUGUCUAAAUCAAAAAGUAAAACAACUUCAUGUAUUACGUCAUACAUAAUAAUAUUACUCUUUACAAUGUCCAGUACCAAACAAUUGUGAAAAGAUAAAUUGUGUAGAAAUAUUAUUCAAACAUAAGAAAAAAAAACAAUUGACUGUAUACUGGAAAAUAUUAAAAUAAUAUGAACUUAUAAUUUAAAUUUCACAAUACGAUUACAAAUUAAUAAACAAAAAAAAGACAUAAUUGGAAAUAAACUAGAUAGUUAAUAUAUUAUGUAGAUAGUCAUUAAUGUAAAUAUAAGUUUGUUUUUUUUUUAAACAUUAGGUGAUGUUCUAUAUUAUGUUUAAAUAUUAUUAAUACAUUUUGAAUACCAAAGUCUAAUAUUUAACAUUCAUCAGGUAGGACAUAUAGAUAAGUAAAUAUGUAAACACAACUAAUCAACAUAAUAUAUAAUAUGUGUACAGAUGGGAUCCAGAUCUUUAUUACAUCAAACCAUACCAGUUAUAACGUUGAGAUUAGAUUUAGAAAAAAAUAAUUUUACCGAAUCAUUAUUUCUACAAACAAAUCCAUUGAACUUGGUUCAUGUCAAGAAUACACUAGAAGCCGCUUUGAAACAAAACCAAUCCCAAUGGAUAAGGAAAAUACGUAGAAAAUUAAAAUAAAGGUAUAAAUUAUAAACAACAUAUAGAGUACAUAAGUUAUCAUAUAGAUAACUUUGUUUUGACAUAUUCCAUUCAGUUAAAAUAUUUUAGACUUUGUCUUCGGAUAUGGUUGUUAGAGCAGAUGCAACCGAUUUUGAGUCACUCUUGUCAUCUUCCAAUUGUCCACACACAAGACACGGGAACUUCUUAUUCAACGCCAAUCUAUAUUUUGGAUGACUGUGAAAAAUAAAUAAAUUAACAUAAUUUUUAAAUAUUAUUUUAACUUCUUUUAAUCUACUUACCUAAUUGCAUAUACUAUUGGAUUGUAUACAGCAUUAGCUUUGGCAAAAACUGAACCCCAGAUUGUGAAUAAUGGGUCCAAUGUAAGUAAUUGAAAUAUUCCAGCCCAAUUAAUCACUAAAUAUGGAGUCCAAGCCAUGAACCACAGGGAAAUUGUCAUUAAAGCCACUUUAGCCAGCUUAAAUUCUGCACUAGUAUUACUCUGAUCACCUGAUCUCAAAGAUGUCACGUUCAUUUUUUUUGCUUGUUCUCUCAUAGAUUUCUCAUGUGAUGCUACUGCCUAUUUCA